AUGGCCACAAAAAGUGAAGAGCGUGACUUUGGUACAACUUCUAAAUCAGGACCAAGAAGUCGAUCAGCUGAACCAGGAAUGAAUCAUAACCAGCAGAAACUGAUUAUGAUUCAAAGUUUUCCUCCAAUUUCUUCUGGUUGUGUUUCUGUGUUACCAAAGACUGAUGAAUUUCCAAAUAUUACUGAGCCUUCUUGUGAAACUACUGAAUAUAAAUCACAAUUUGCAUGGCCUCGGAAGCCUCAAACUGAUGUCCCAUGCAUGGCUCGAAAAUCUGUUUCAAUGGGUGUAAUAAAAGGAUCAGAGGAAACAGAUGCAUCUGUGCCAAAGUCAAAAUUAGCACCUAUUCAUAGACCAUGUGUAAAGCAAAAAGAAGUAAAGAAUUUAGAGAAAACUGUGCAAGAGGUUAAAAAGAAGCCUGGUGAAUACUUCUGGAAUUUAAAAUAUCGAAUAGCCUAUUAA
Molecule: messenger RNA, 459 nt
Organism: Stegodyphus dumicola
Lineage: Eukaryota; Metazoa; Arthropoda; Arachnida; Araneae; Eresidae
Biological process (GO): negative regulation of centriole replication
Molecular function (GO): microtubule binding
Source: RefSeq, a predicted model, not a curated record